AAACAUGCCUUAUUAACUUAACAAUGUUGUCGUAGUUUCUUAUCCAAUUCACAAAAAAUCUUAAGUCUUACUAAAGGCCAUGGCUAAUUCUCCAUUCAUCUCUCUUCCAAGGUAUAUGGUUAUGAAAGUUUUUGUCUUAUUCUUUGGUGUUUUGUUGUUACAAAACGAAGGCUUCGCAGCUUCGCCGCCGUCAUCAGCAAAGAUCGCUUUUAUUCCAGUCCUACAAGACAGUCAGAGCUUGGAGGCGAUCAAGUCGGCUUUACGUCAAGUCAACAGCGACCCGUCUGUGUUGCCAGUCACAACAUUAUCAUUAUCAAGCUUGAACUACUCCAGCGAUCACGUAUUAGAGUAUGCUGCAAAUCUUACCACUGAAAACAAUCUGGCUUUGUUUCUGGAUGGAUACCCGUCUCCUUCCCAUGAGCUCUUGAGCGCCAUGCUCGAAAUUCCCUUGGUAACCACGCAUCCGAGACGAAGAACAGAUAUUAAGUCUAACGUGAUAUCAUUGGCUGCGAGGAAACCUGACGUCAACCAGGCCAUACAUGACGUCAUGAAGCAAUACCAGUGGACAUCUGUCUUGGUUUUGUUUGAUGUUCGCUGGCGUGACCAAGCGUCCCAAUUCCUGUCCAUCUUGUCACCCAGUGUAACUCGAGAAGCUGUUGAACUGAUUCUUGACCAGAAAGGGACACUACUUGAAGAGACGAAAAGGAAGUUGAAAGAACAGAACAACAAGCUAGUUGAAGCUAUCGUUCUUUUCUGUGAUGCUGAGUUUGUUACUGUCGUCAUCGAAGAGGUCCACUGUACGUGUUCGCGUGUGAUUGAACGUGCUCACAACUGGAUUCUAGCUGACAUGCUCCCCUCGUUUAACAUGGUGACCGAGUCAAGUCAAGUAGUCWUUGGAUUUACUCCUCACAUAGUUACCAAUGUGCAUUCACAACGACUCAUGUCAGACUUGGCAGCUGGAAUGAAUGACAUUAAGAAUCAUUCUUAUCUUUUAUAUGAUUCGGUGCUGACCUUCGCGCAUGCGCUGAACAAGAUCAUCGCAACUGGACAGUGGGUUUCGCAGACCAGCUCUAUAAACGUUGCGCAAUCCCAAAAUGGAAUGAAUAUUUUGAAGGAGAUGAAAAAGUCUAAUAUCAUCGGUACAACUGGAUCUAUUACGUUUAAUACAAGUGAAGGAACUCGACAAGGGAUGGGCAUGGACGUAAUGAAUCUAAGAAAUAACAAGUUCGUCAAGGUUGGUAAUUGGAGUUCAUCGGGACUUAUGAUAGCUGGCGAGGCAGAACAAAAUAAGAAAUCUGAUGAAGUUGUUCCACUACAAAAACUGAACAGGAAGCUAAUUGUGGUAAUUGCUAAGGAUCCCCCAUUUGCAUUUUCCGUCAAGGAUCCCAAAACAGGACAAGAAAAGUUCGAAGGUUACAGUAUUGACCUUGUUGAUGCUCUUGCCAAGCUGUUGUUUUUUAACUAUCAGAUCGUCGAGUCACCAGACGGCAAAUAUGGCGGGAAGCUACCUGAUGGCACUUUCAAUGGUAUUGUUGGAGAACUCACUAAACAAAAAGGUGACUUUUCCACGUCCCCCCUGACAAUCACCUCAGACAGACUACAGUACUUAACAUUCAGUAAGCCAUACAUGCAGUUCACUAUGGACUUGAUUUCGAAGAAGCCCAAGGAACAGGGAACAGAUGUUCUUGCCUUCAUGAUGCCUUACUCCAUCCCAGUAUGGUUGAUGGCCCUUGCUUGCCUCGCUUUCAUGACAAUAAUGCUGACAAUCAUCAACCAUUUCAGCCCUUUCAGUCACAAGCAUGGCGAUAAUGAUGGCACUGGAGACGAGUUUAAUAUUUUCAACAGCUUUUGGUUUUCCUUGGCAUCAAUGUUGUGUCAGGGGGGUGACAACACACCCAAAUCUCUCUCAGGCCGUGUUCUCGUCGGGUGUUACUGGUUCUGUGUUCUUAUCUGGGUCUCUACAUACACUGCUAACCUAGCUGCCUUUUUCUCGUAUCGUAAUACUGGUAGCACCAUCAAUACUCUUCAGGAAAUUCUUGAUAAAGACUACCAACUUCAUAUCUUGUCAGACACUGCUUUAGAAGAAACCUUCAAAAACUCUAAAUACAGCCUUUACCAAAAACUUUAUCAUCACAUGAUUGCAGAAAAGACUAUCGUCAGCACUUUUGACGAAGGAUUCGCGAAAGUCCGCGAGAAUGAGAAAUCAGUGUACAUGGACGAGCAUCCAUACUCCAGAUAUAUUGUUGAGCAGAAACCGUGUGAUUUAAUAUCAGUCAAGGGCUUCAUGGGCGUCAAGGGAUACGGUAUUGCCAUGUCCAAGAAUUUUGCCUACGCUAACAACUUCACCGUAGCUUUACUAAAGCUGCAAGAAACAGGAGUGUUGGAAGAAAUGACGAGAAAAUGGUGGGAUUAUCGAAGCCAGUGCCAUGACACCAGCUCAGGAGCAGCAACUACUGAACGUCUUGGUCUGGCCAACAUGGCGGGAGUGUACAUAGUCAUUGCAGCGGGGUGUAUUCUUGGUAUAUUUUCGAUGCUAUGUGAACUGAUAUGGAAAAACAAAGGAGAGACGAUCAAGAGAUUAUUCACCUGUUGCUUCUCCAAGAAACCGUCAACGCCAACAAAGGUUAAACCAUUUGAAGCUUUCAAGUAAACGAAUAAAGAGAUUAUAACUUCCAUGCAUGUAAAUGCUAAACAUAAAGGGAUAAUCCACUCACCUAACACAACUAAACUUUAUAAAUCUCGAAUUCUUAUUGGUUGGGAGCACGUAAAUUAUGAGAGUACACGACACGCGUGCGCACUUUCUAUUUCGGCUACUCUAGUUUGCGUUUUAUAAAAGAAAUGAAAAACGUGCUUGCUGUGCUGUGCAGUCAUAAUAGAAGCACUUGAGGAUUGGCAGAACUCUCGAGAAGUGUUGAGAAGCUGUCCUCUACGCGUCGUGCUUCUCCCUACACGUCUCCCGCUUUCUGCCAACCCCGCGUGCUUUAUGACUUGAAACAGUACGCGCGCGCGUUUUCUAUUUCUUCAUAACUGUCAUUAUUGUGUACACUCAGUUGCAAAAUCUGAGACCGAAAUGGGAAGUAUGUUAAAUAGAUGUAUCUAAUUAUACAACCCGUGGAAUGUUUAUAAAUUGUUGCACUGACAGAAAUCAUAGAACACAUUUUUCAUAUAGACUGUGUAUCUCAAAAAAAUAUAUAAGACGAAAAUUAUGUUUAUCCCGGGACCCAGUUGUUCAAAGCCCGAUUAGUGCUAAUUAUGGGUUAACUCUUAAUAAGACCUAUAGAGUUAAUCCUGGAUUAGCGCUAAUCCAGCUUUGAACAACCCGGCCCAUAAUAUAUUCUCAGUAGCAACCCGACAAUGACUUUGCAAUUGAGUGUAUAGCAAAUAAGACCACGUUUCCAUAACAUUAAUCAAGCAAAAGAAAAUCGUCUGUAGGUCUAAAAAUGUUCAAUUAAUUUUCGUUAAUUUGUUUAUGUUUGUAAGAACCUUAACAUACAGUCAAUUCAAAAAACGUUGUCGUCGACCGGCUCAAGCCUACGCGA
Messenger RNA from Actinia tenebrosa (Australian red waratah sea anemone), 3539 nucleotides. RefSeq names its product glutamate receptor 1. Gene Ontology annotation, cellular component: membrane. Gene Ontology annotation, molecular function: ligand-gated monoatomic ion channel activity; signaling receptor activity. Gene Ontology annotation, biological process: monoatomic ion transport. The record is from RefSeq and is a predicted model, not a curated record. NCBI's taxonomy places the organism in Eukaryota, Metazoa, Cnidaria, Anthozoa, Actiniaria, Actiniidae.